AUGGCCUCCAUUGUGAGUCAUCGCUGCACGGUGGAGAAUCACAGCCUUCCGGAGCCAUGGAGUCCACAUCCCGGUUUUAGCGAAGUCCAACCGCAAAGGAACGAGGAGGCAACGGCCGCCGGCAGCCGCAAUGGCGCCGACAAGCACGCUUUUAUUAUACGAAAGGCCAAACCAAACGACUGUCCUGACAUACUGCGGAUGAUCAAAGAGCUCGCGGAUUACGAGAACAUGCCGAACGUCGUGGAAUUAACAGAGAAAGAUUUACUAGACGACGGCUUCGGGGCUCAUCCCUACUACCGCUGCCUUAUAGCGGAGCUGCCGGACACUGGGUGCAGUACUGGCAGCACAAAAGUAGGAUUUGCCAUGUAUUAUUUCACGUAUGACCCCUGGGCUGGGAAAUCUCUUCAUCUGGAGGAAUUCUUCGUCAUGGCGCCGUAUAGAGGUUUAGGAAUCGGAUCAGCAAUACUAAAGACGAUAAGUCAGAAAGCCAUUGAACGACGCUGCAGCUCCUUGUACUUCCUGGUCUUGUCCUGGAACACGGCCUCCAUAGAAUACUACAAGAGGAGGGGCGCUGCCAAUCUAUCGGAGGAGGACGGCUGGCAUCUUUUCAGAUUCUCUCAGGAUGCUCUGAAGCGGAUGGCAGACGGAGUCUUGCACCAGUGAUGUUUGGACACUUUACAGUCAGGCAAUAAAAAGCUUCACAACCAGUCGUCCAUUACUACACCGUCAAUGUGUGAGGGUUUA
Molecule: messenger RNA, 744 nt
Organism: Bufo gargarizans (Asiatic toad)
Lineage: Eukaryota; Metazoa; Chordata; Amphibia; Anura; Bufonidae
Gene: SATL1
Product: spermidine/spermine N1-acetyl transferase like 1
Exons: 7
Coding region: 1-663 (220 amino acids)
Cellular component (GO): cytosol
Molecular function (GO): N-acetyltransferase activity
Source: RefSeq, a predicted model, not a curated record